UCUUCCGGGUUUAAGGGUUUAGGCUCCCGGGUUGCCGGGGUCAGAAGGAGAGGGGAUUCCUAUUCUGGGACAGCUGGGACGCCUGGGGGUGCUGGGCGCCUUUCGUGUAGCCCCCCGAGCAGUGAGUUUCUUCUCCGGGGGGAAGGGAUCCGAGGGCUGCGUACAGGAGAAGCGAAAGGUGCGCCGCCCAGGCUGCAAUGCCCGUCCCGGACAGGGGAGUCGCCCCCGUGAGGGGCGAAGGCCCGGCAUCUCCCGCCGCACCGACCACCGCGCCUCCCUCGCCUGCAGCGUCCCUCGAAGGGCCUUGUCGACUGGAGACCUCUGUUUUCCUGGAACCUCACGCUGAAGUCCACCCCAGCCCGUGCUCCCUGGCAAUGCUUCUUCAAGAUAAGCUUCAGGAUUUUUGAUCCCUAACUUGGCUGUGACCAUUGUGAUGGAGCAAGAGCAAAAACUUUUGGUCUCAGAUCCUUAUGGCUUCACCGAGAGGGAGAGUUUGAAAAACAUUUUUACAGGAGAAGAAAGUAAGAAUAAUUUGGAAACUGUUCAUCACAAUAACUCUAAGGCAGAUAAAGAGAGAACUUCAAAAUGGUCUAAAAAUGAUGGCCCCCACAGUUAUAAGCAUGAGGACACAAAAGAAAUGCCAUUGAUAUGGUCCCAAGCUGGUAAGAUUGAGUGUGAUGAUUUCUGUGGGAAUGAUGGCAACUCAGAGAAUCAGGAAAAUUCUACAGGAAAAGAGGAGGAAGAACACAGUCAGUGGGGAUGGGACCCAGGAGAACACACCAGGACCUCUGUCCAGCAGAAUACAUCCUUUGGGGACAAACCCUACAAAUGUUCUGAAUGUUGGAAAAGCUUCAAUAACAGCUCUCAUCUGCGAACUCACCAGAGGACCCACUCAGGAGAAAAACCUUAUAAAUGUUCUGAGUGUGGGAAAUGCUUCAGUAACAGCUCUCACCUGAUCCAGCACCUGAGAACACACACAGGCGAGAAGCCAUACCAAUGUGGCAAAUGUGAGAAAAGCUUCAGCAACACCUCCCAUCUUAUUAUCCAUGAAAGAACUCACACGGGAGAGAAACCCUACAAAUGUCCUGAGUGUGGGAAGAGUUUCAGUAGCAGCUCGCACCUUAUUCAGCAUCACAGAUCCCAUACAGGUGAGAAACCGUACGAAUGUCCAGUUUGUGGGAAAUGCUUCAGCCACAGUUAUGUCCUAGUAGAACAUCAGAGGACCCACACAGGAGAAAAACCUUAUAAGUGCCCCGAGUGUGGGAAGAGUUUUAGUCAGAGUUCUAGUCUAAUUCGCCACCAGCGGACACACACAGGUGAGAAGCCCUACAAGUGUCCUGAGUGUGGAAAAAGCUUUGGUUGUAAUUCUACUCUAAUAAAGCAUCAGAGAACACAUACAGGAGAAAAACCCUAUCAGUGUACCGAAUGUGGGAAGAAUUUCAGUCGAAGUUCAAACCUUAUUACACACCAGAAAGCACACACAGGUGAGAAAUCCUAUGAAAGUUCUGAAUAUGAAGAAAGUUUGAGUCUGAACUGCAGUGUGAUAGAAGAAGGCAGACUCCAGCUAGGAGAGAAACCAUAUAAAUGUUGUGAAUGUGGAAAGAGUUUUGGUCUCAGCUCCCAUCUCAUUAGACAUCAGAGAACACACACAGGAGAAAAACCUUACAGAUGUUCUGAGUGUUGGAAAACUUUUAGUCAGAGUUCCACCUUGGUGAUUCACCAAAGGACACACACAGGAGAGAAACCUUAUAAAUGUCCUGAUUGUGGUGAGUGCUUCAGUCAAAGCUUUAACCUUAUCAGGCACCGGAGGACCCACAUAGGAGAAAAACCUUACAAAUGCACUGAGUGUGAGAAAUGCUUCAGCAGAAGUGCCUACCUCAGUCAGCAUCGGAAAAUUCACAUAGCAAAGUCUUUUGUGGAGUUCCCUUUGUGGCGCAUUGGAAACGAAUCUGACUAGGAACCAUGAGGAUGUGGGUUCAAUCCCUGGCCUCACUCAGUGGAUCGGGGAUCCAGCAUUGCCGUGUAG
Molecule: messenger RNA, 2026 nt
Organism: Phacochoerus africanus (Common warthog)
Lineage: Eukaryota; Metazoa; Chordata; Mammalia; Artiodactyla; Suidae
Gene: ZNF572
Product: zinc finger protein 572
Exons: 3
Coding region: 434-1957 (507 amino acids)
Biological process (GO): negative regulation of transcription by RNA polymerase II
Molecular function (GO): DNA-binding transcription repressor activity, RNA polymerase II-specific
Source: RefSeq, a predicted model, not a curated record